Messenger RNA from Ascochyta rabiei, 357 nucleotides. RefSeq lists its product as uncharacterized. NCBI's taxonomy places the organism in Eukaryota, Fungi, Ascomycota, Dothideomycetes, Pleosporales, Didymellaceae. The transcript is spliced from 2 exons. The coding region runs from base 1 to 357 and encodes 118 amino acids. The record is from RefSeq and is a predicted model, not a curated record.
AUGGAACAAGAAGACAAAAGGGGGCAAGCAAUUAGGAGGCAGCAAGGACUGCUACAACUGUGGCAAACCAGGCCACUUUGCCAGGGACUGCCAGAUGAACAAGGACAACUGCUGGAAGACCCAGAGUCUGGUCUAGAGGACGAUGACGACUGUAUCGUACCUCCAAUUCGUGUAGCAACACCUUACCAGGACGCCCAGACAGGCAAAGAAACGGAAUACUACUCUAACAACGACCAGCGAUACCACGCGGUAGAAUUCACGCCAGAACUCCAAGAGCUCGUUCACCGAUUCUGCAAGGAAAUCGACGACGGUAAACAGUUCACCAACGACCUGGAAGAAGCUGAAGACCAGCUUUAG